AUGGCAGUGGCCUGGGUGACGGCAGCCUCUCCGGGGCCGUGGAUGUGGUGCUCCCCGCGUCCAACAUGUUCCAGAUCAUGCCGUAUGAGCUCAGGACGCCUUUCCCGACCAGCAUCAGCCAUUCCUUUGCCCCAGCCUAUGACGGAAAAGUCUGGGCGAUGCUCACCCUCAGCACAGGCUCCCGCACGCCUGCGGAGAUCAAGGCCCUGCACAUGGCCCGUGGGGGCGCCACCUGCAACGUGCAGGGUGCGGACGUCUUCCAAGGGAUGGAAUUCGAGAUCGGCAACUUCACGGCCACACCACCGGGCUGCGCACUCACGGCGGGGCAGAGCUACACGCUCCACGUCUACGUGGAGGACCGCCUUAAAUGAAGGGCAACCCCCCGCACUAGAGACGUGUAGAUGGCUACGGGCUCGGAGGAUGACAAGGGCAACAAUGACGGCACCGUGGCCACGGUCAUGGCCAAUGUCCGGGAACCCAAGUGCGGAGCAGGACAUCGAAGAUGGAACUUCGCUUCGCUUCCUCCCUGCCGCGCUGAGGUGGUCCCGGCCACCGCCCCAAACUCCUUCCAGGACGGAUAGAAUCGGAUAG
Molecule: messenger RNA, 591 nt
Organism: Symbiodinium necroappetens
Lineage: Eukaryota; Dinophyceae; Suessiales; Symbiodiniaceae
Source: the annotation of a GenBank genome assembly